AUGGAGGUCUCAGCGAUACAGCCUGUGGUGUCGCCUGUGCCUAGCGCUCAUAACGGACGCCCUCAGAACAAGACCCGUGGCUCCAGCACACAUACGAACAAGCUUUCCUUUUCCCAAACGAUCUCGUCACUCAAGGGCAUCAUUCGGAUACCGAACCGCAGGAAGCUUUCCACACCCCGCACCCACUUCCACUCUCAGUCGCAAGACGAUGCGGACAGCACCAAGUCCACCUCCAACCCCCAUUUCACCUCCAGACCGCGGCCCACGCACGGCCUCUCGCACUCGCUCGACACGCAGGCCCACCUGCACUCGCGCACGCGGAGCACGGGUACUGCUGCGUCCGAUGGGAGUGGAGAUAUCGACGGCAUUAUCUCUGAUACUGAAGACUACGAUAAACAACAAAGGCGGAGGAGCAACAUCAAGAAUGACCCGUAUGCGCGGUUCUCGCGCACGGCAGAGGGCCUGAACUAUACUUACAAGCCAUAUAUGUCCCAGCCGAUGCUCGGCGCUGAGCUCUCCCGGGGCACUGGCGGGGAUGAGUUGGUCACUGGUUAUGAUUCGGAGUCUGGCUCUGCUUCAGGGUCGGGAUAUGGAGGGGGUGGUCGUUCGCCUGUUGGGACCGGUGAGGGUGGAGGGAGGCGCAGCGGAGAGCACCAUCAACAGCAUGCUCCUUCAGGGUUUUCGGCAACUUCACCACUAGCGCUGCCACCCCCAUCGCCCUCUCCGACUCCAGUCUCAUUGUCAUCUCCUACUGCUACCCACCCGGCGACGGAGGUAGCGUUUUCUUCGGGUGGAAAAGUGGAAGAUACGUUAAUCCAAGUGCAGCACGGCGAUCAGGGAGAUGAGGGGGAGAAGGAGGGGCAUAUUAAUGAUCUCUAUGAUGGCAAAGCUGGAUGUUCUCUUAACAACGCCGCACCUAGCGACACGAACACGGACACGAACACAAACACGAACAUUGGUACUACUGCUAAUACUGCACAAUCUACGACUCCAGCUCAAAUUUCAUCGUCUACAUCUACACCUACGUCAACUAUUCAAACUAAUUCACAUGCCCGCUCCAACUCACCCUUGCCAUUAUUACCUCUACCUGAUGGACCCUCUUCGUCGACGUCUGCGUCUACACCCGGAGCAGCAUUGCGCCCGCGUAGCAGCAACGGCAGCGGUAGAACACCUGCACCCAGACGUGCAUUACCGCCUCCACCACCUGAAUCACCAAUAUCUGCAUCAUCUUCUGCGUCAGCCGCCCCAGAGGAACAGCAUGUUGCGGCUAGAGCCAUUCCAUCCCAGUCUGAGCCCAGCUACACUGGUAAUGGCGAUACCGACGAUCGGAGCCCUCCGAUAGACCCGCUAGCCACCCCGCGCCCCGCGUACUCGACCUCAUACACACGCUUCGCGCACACCGAGUCUCCGCCGUCGUUUCCGACACCGUUGCCCAUCGUCACUCUCACCACCCCGUCGUCGCCCACCACUCCUUACACUCACACUCCCCCCCAUCUGUCGGCAGUUGACCGGCCCGCGAUAUUAUCGUCUUCACUAUCUUCGUCCUCUGCCACAUCCACUUCGACAGUCACUUCGGCGACGUCGUGGAGGACGGUUACUGAAUCUAUGGGGUCUAUGAAUGCCACUUCCGCAAAUAAUAAUAAUAAUAAUAAUGGCAACAGCAACGACAAACCGAAACCGAAACGUCCGCCGCCGAACCACCGGUUCAGCAUGACGUUCAUGAGCAGCAUGAGCUCGGGCGCGGCGCCGCCUGUAUUACCUGUGCUACAGCUGCCAGGGAUCAGGUCGUUCUCAUCUUCGUCGGCAUCGGCACAGAGGAGCAGGAACGACACGGGGCCACACUCGCCUGGAAGUGCAUCGAGCGGCGAGGGCGAGGGCGGCUCGCCGGGUAAGAAGUUGAGCGAGAUGCCGGCGCUGCCGUUGAAGGGCACGGGCCGCGGGGUGCGGGGGCACGAGGAGGUGGACGAUCUCGAAGAUGACGACGAGGACGGUGAUGAGGAGGAAGAUGAGGAGGAAGAUGAGAAUGCACAGUACCGCGGCCACGCAUUUUUGGAUGCGAGCGUCGAAGUGCCGUCGCGCACGAGCUUUAGCAGCGAGAUGACCAGCGGGAGCAGUGAGGUUGGUGAUGGAGAUUAUUCACAUUCGUCGUCGUAUUUUGUGGAGAGGGAUGGGGAUAGGACGUUUGAUUCGGCUUGGGGCUCUGGUGGAUCGAGUGCGAGUGAGACGAUGGCGACUGUCGGCUCGAGCUCGUCAGCGCGCUCUCUGGGUAUGGGUAUGGGUAGCAGCUUGAGCGAGUCGAGCUCGGCAUCAGGGUCGAGCUCUAGUUGGGGUUAUCAUUUGCACUUGCAGCAGCAGCAGCAUCGCCAACAACAACAACAACUGCAGCAGCAGCAGCGAAUCGUGUAUGCAGAGCAGGACGAGGAGGAGGAAGAUCCAAAUGCCGAUGCGAAGAGUACAGGGUCGCGCACGUCGUCGUACAAGACGGCGCUGGGUUCGAUGCCGCCGUCGCCUGCUGCUCUACCCCCCGUCCCUCUUCCAUUGCCACAUUCAAUUCAGUCCCCUCAACAUCAGGCGCAGUCGAUAUCCAAGUCAAAACAUCUCCCUUCGAUAGCAACGUCUUCUUCACAGUCCAGCGUACACCAGCAACAGCGCAAACAAUCUCCGUUGGAAACGUACUUUGGCGACCCGACACGUCCGUCGGAGAAACGUUUCUCGCGCACGCCGCAUCUCCCACCUGUAGAGACGUCCAAGCUCGAUUUGGAUUUCUCGUUCUUGGAUCGGGAUCCGUCGGAGAGCAGUAGCAGCAGUGGUAGCCUGGCAAAGGGGAAAGGAAAGGGAAAGAGUAGAGGCUUGACGGAUGAUGCGGGGCGCACGCCGGUUGGGAGGAGGCCUGUCAGCACACCAUGGGGUGGUUCGAAGGCCGGCGCGGGUGGUGAUUAUUUCCAACAGCAGCGCGAAAAGGAGCGAGAUCGGGGGAGGGAGAGGGAGGAAGAGAUGGGUUCUGGAGCGGCAUCAUCCUCUUCCCCUGUGCGGACACCUCGUGCAGACGAGUAUCAUCGUCAUACGAUGAAUCUGCCUACUCCAGUACCUGUGCAGCGUACACCGUCGUUUGUGCGUGGGCAGCAGAUAGUGUCGCCGCCGCCUUUGGUGAAUAGAUCGAUAUCUGCUGCCAAUCGCUUGAGUAUCAAUUUCAAUGGAGGAGGGCUAGGAGGAGUGUCGCAGCAUCCAGGGAUCUACAAGCAGGCGUCGAGGAGUUUAAUUGACGUGCAUGCUGUAGAGAAGAAGGAAAGGAUCGAGCAGAUGGUGCGGGAGGAUGAGGAGGCGCAGGAGGUGGACAGAAGGAGGAAGGUGAAGGAAUAUAGGAUGAGUCUGCGGGCGUCUGCUACUGCUGCGGCUGCCGCUAUUUCCGGGAAUGGGACUAUUGCUGAGGAGAAUGGGACGGAGAAACGAGGGCAUAAAAAUAGGACGACGAUGGAAAUAGACGCAAGAGGUGAUGUGUUGGCUGCUGGAAUAAAUGCUGGCAGCACUGGUGCAGCAUCUACUUCUGCCAAUGAUACCGACCCGGCUAAUAGGUUGCUGCCACCGCGUUCGGCCGAUAUUGUUACGAGAGAAGGAGACGAGGUAUCUUUUAGUGGGGAAGGCUGCUCCGCUUCCGGCACGAUAGGACGGACAGGUGCAGGAGGAGGAGAAGCAACAGCAUCAGACCGCAAUGGUGACGAUGCAGGUUUAGCUGCUACUGCCACUACUGCGACUGCUACUGCUGGUGCCAGCAAGAGGAUCAGCAUGGCUCCUGCCUACGACGCGCUCUCAUACCCGCUCCGGCGGCGGCGCUCGAUGCCGACGUUCAACGCCACGACGACCGCGCCUCCGCCUUACCCGGAAUUUGCGCCGCAUCCGCAAUCUGUAAGCUGGAUGAGCGUGCAGAUCCAGCCGCGCGAGGACGAAGGGCGGGAGGAGCUGCCGCCGUACUCGAACUCGAUCAAGCUGGCCGCGAUCAUGCCGCGCAAGAUGGAGUUCUCGAAGCCGGGUAUUCAGGCCAAGGACAGAAAAUGGCGUAGAGUGUUGUGUGUGCUCGAGGGCACGAUGUUCAAGGUGUAUAAGGCGCCUGCUGGUGCGUCGGGUGCUGGGGUGCUGGGAGAGUGGUGGGAGAGCAAGGUCGGGGUGGGGGAUGUGGCUACUACGGCGCCUUUGACUACGACGACUUUUGUGAGUGGUAGUGGAUCUGGGCAUUCGCGUCGGCCGUCGGCCUCGACGUUGGCGAUUGCGGGCAUACCGGGGGUGAAUCCGGGAGAUUAUGCGACAGGGAGGGGCGAGGAGGGUGUAAGGAAUGCGAUUGCUGCUGUUGAGGAGGCGGAGAGGGCGGAGGAGAUGGAGCGGGAGAGGGGCCUGAUGAGGGCGAGGAAAAGUGGAGAAGUUGAGCCACGGCAGGAACAAUCUCAGCAGCAGGUGUCACCGAUUGAGAGUGGGAGUGCUGGAAACUCGUCUGGGCAGCUGCAUCCUCCUGCGUUGCAUGUUCAAGGCCAUCAUAAUCUACAACACGACCAACCCAGCAGCAGCAGCAGUUCAUACAGCGAAAACCACUCAGGAGGCGGUGGAUUGUUACCUGCUACACGAUCUGCAUUGAAUUUGGCAGUUCAGCUACUCAAACCAGGUUCAUCGCGCCAUGGAAGGUCUAGCAGUGAUGUGGGCCAAAAUCAUAGUCCAGUUCGAGCUCAUUCGCCUAGGUCGUCAUUGAACAUCCCGAGAAGUGGGAGGACGACUCCAACGUCGUCAUUACCUUCCAGAUCACCUACGCCAUCGCCUUCUGUAAACAAUUACUCGAGGCCAUCGACACCUGCUACGUCAGUCUCGACUUCGCAUUCCCACUCGAAUUCGCACUCGGCGUCGUCCGAAAGAUCAGGGUUCCGCGUAGGCGCUGGGUCGAUGGCGAGUGGUUCUAGCUCUGGUCGAGCUAGCACCUCGCGGCAGGCGGCGCGCCCCAAUGUGUCUAUUGUUUCGCGAGAAAAGGAAAAGGAGAAGGAAAAGGAGCGGAUGCUCAAACCUGACGAAGCGGAUUUGAUUAGGGUGUAUACCAUGCAAAACGCGGAGAGCGGACUGGGUAGCGAUUAUUUAAAGAGGAAACACGUCAUUCGUGUGCGGUUGGAGGGCGAGCAGUUUUUGCUGCAGGCGCAAGAUGUGGAUAGCGUUAUAGCGUGGAUUGAGGGACUGCAAUCUGCGACCAACAUUGCUUUGGAUCUAGACGAGAGGCCUAUGCCUCGUGGACCCAUCUUUCCAAGACGGAGGAGACGCCGACGAGUUCAGCCUCCACCUAUUAAUACCGACACGGCGAAUAUGCCAGCUGCGAAUCCGUCUCCUACUGGACAAACCCCGGUGACUGCCAGCCAUCUCGCAGCCCCUCUAACGCGGUCUGCCGGACGACGUCUGCGAUGA
This is a messenger RNA of Psilocybe cubensis, 5430 nucleotides long. Its product is annotated as PH domain-containing protein. The coding region runs from base 1 to 5430 and encodes 1809 amino acids. The record is from RefSeq and is a predicted model, not a curated record. Lineage: Eukaryota; Fungi; Basidiomycota; Agaricomycetes; Agaricales; Agrocybaceae. The transcript has 4 exons.